AGCCAUCAAGAUAGUUUGUCUCUCCUCAUGAGGGAACAAGACCUGAGUGUAACCAUUGCUUGCAAAUAGGACAAUCAACUUCUCCAGAAAUGAAGGGUUAUUUAUUGUACCAUUGAGAUUAGCUAUACUACUAGCAAGAACCAGAGAAAAAUCCCUGAGAUAAAGGGAGCAAUAGAAGACCUCAAAGACAAACCUUUUGGACAUAUAUGUACACUGUAACUGUAACCCAAUCCAGUUUCUCUGAUGUCUCGUUCAGUCACCAAAUUAAAACUUAAUCCAUAUUUUUUUCACAUGGUUUAUAUACAAGAAAGAAGUGAAUGUUUGGAGACAAGUUUCUUUAAUCAGCAAUUCAUCAUAUCUCAAUAACAUGAAGACAUCAUAAAACAACACUUGAAAAAAUAACCAACCAUUUUCACUGCAGUCAAAGGAGCCUAUCACAGACACUUUUGUGGCUCAUGGAUCACCAAGGGAAACUCACUCUACCACUAGUCGGAUUGUCAAUAGAAAAGAGCCCUGAAAACAACUAAGUAUUACAAUUUUGUUGCAGACUUCCUCAUUGGAAGUUCACAGUACAUAUCGAAAGUCACUAAAUGUUCAGCCAUUACAACUCAGUUUGUCCUGAUGUUAAAUGUUUUGGUGAUUUAUGGGGCUAUCAGGUGUAUAUUUCUGGGAAAGAAGGACACCUUGGUCACUACGACUGUGUACAGAUAAACAGAAAGAAGGAAAUAUUGUCCUGGAUCUUUCACAAAACAAUCAGAUAUGGAGCAACAUACCAGAUCACAGUACAGAGUAUACCAUCGCGUUACGAGAAUGACAACAAUUUAGUAAACCAGAGUGUGCAAGUACCAGAGAAGUGUCAAUUUAAAGUGUACAAGAAUUCGUCAGAGUGCUAGACCUUGAACGACUAUUUUGUCAAUGUUGCUGGUUCUAAGGAUUCCACUUUCGAGGACUCCGACGAUCAUCCAAAGCUUAUGGGUUUGACACAGAUGCCAUUAAUCUUAUCAAGUCUUAUUUGCUUGGUCGUCGUCAAAGAGUUCGACUCGACAACAUUUUUUCUGAGUGGAAACCAAUCACAGCUGAUGUACCUCAAGGAUCUUUACCUGGACCCCUCCUAUUCAAUAUUUUUAUCAAUGACUUGAACGAUUUCAUCUCCACUGUGUCUCUCCGCUUAUAUGCUGAUGAUACAACUGGAUACAUUUAAAUUAAACCAUUAACAAGGAACUUAACGCUAUUAUAGAAUGAGUUGCAGUAAACCAUCUAUCAAUAAAUACUGUGAAAACUCAAGCUCUUGUCAUCGGCACAAACACAUAUAAGUACGAACUUUGGUUAGGCGAUACUCCUGUGGAAAUAAAAGACUCUCUAAAGAUACUAGGAGUCAUCAUUGACUCGAACCUGACCUUUGAGGAGCAUUUAAAAACCCAGCUAAAUAAGGCAUAUGCUAAGACAAACGCUUUACGUAGAAAUAGACGUUUUAUUCCAAUACAUGUAAUGAUUCAAUUAUAAAAAGGCUUUUAUUCUUCCUC
Pocillopora damicornis (cauliflower coral) is the source of this 1523-nucleotide messenger RNA. RefSeq lists its product as uncharacterized. The record is from RefSeq and is a predicted model, not a curated record. Gene Ontology annotation, molecular function: protein binding. NCBI's taxonomy places the organism in Eukaryota, Metazoa, Cnidaria, Anthozoa, Scleractinia, Pocilloporidae.